UUGAAUUGGGUGAAACAAAAAAGCCGCAAAAUAAUUGUUUCACAGUUUUUUUUGAAAAUUAGUGUUUAAAAUACAGAGUAAAAUGACAAAAUUAACUUCUUAAUUUUUUCGCGUUAAUUUUAGGAUGGAUAAUCUUACUAUAUACACCGAAUCACCAGGAGGAUGCAGGAAGCGUAAAAGAGAGUAUUAUGAAACAGAGCUUCAAACACAAAAAGAAGAAGCAAAGACAGUGUUGAGUAGUAGUUCGAAUGGAAUCGUUAAUCCAGCAUUCAGAUCAUCUACUCCAAACAAGGAGUUUACAAGGCCUAUUCGAAAAUUUUCAAAACGAUUCAAAUCUGUUAACCUAAAUAAGGAAAAUGUUAGAAAUAUUUCUGCGCAAACGGAAUCUGCACCUGAAUUACAAUCUCAGAAAAACAAAGUCUGCGAGCUUGAGAAUCCAUUUGAAGUAGUAAGGAAACUCCCCGCCAAAAAAAAGAAACCGGAUAUAGAAGAAUGUUGCUUUGAAAAUGCGGCUCUAAAUUUAAAUGCACCUGAAAAAGUUUUUAAUCCUUUUGAAAUACGCAGAAUAACGUCCCCAUCAAAAGAAACAACAUUAGUAAAAGAUUCUUGCUUUGUUAAUAAUGGGCUAGACAUACGAGUUCGAGAUACAAAUGUUAAUCCUUACGAAGUAGCUCGUUCAAAAUCUCCUGUUCAGAAUCCUGUUAAUGGAAUAUUGAAUCCUGCUUUGGAUAUAUGUUCUCCAAAUAAGAUCUCGGAUCUCAAAAAUUUUGCUAUAGCAUUACCUUUCCAACCGACAACAACUUGCCGAAUUGAUUUUGGAAAUAUUCCGCUGGAAAGUUUGUUGAGAGAAGAAACUUCAAAUACUUUAAAAAAAACACUAGAAGUGAUUGCGGAAGAUGAUGAAAUUGAUAUUGGAAAAGAAUUAGAUUGUUAUCAAUUGGAAUUAGAAAACAGUAUUAAUGAGGCGAAGUUAAAAAAGAGUAGCGCUGAAAUAAUAAACUCUAAUUUGAUGCAAGGGGACAGCGAAAAUGUCGUACUUGAAAAUACACCUAUAACAGACAAAAUCUCACCUAGUAAUAUAUUGGAAAUGUCAUUUAUAGCUAAUGAAAACAAGGGCAGUGAUACCAAAAACGAACAAAAUAUAUCAGAAAGCGAACCAGAAAUAAAUUUAUCUCAUCCUAAUAAUAUUGUUACGGGUGAUCCAGAAAAAACUGUGAAAAAUGAUCAAGAUUCAAAUUCAUCUAUGAGUGGGAACCCUGAUUUAGAAGAACCAACACCUUUUGUUAGGUAUUACAGAAAGCCUUUAGUAUUGAGUAAACCACAAGAAAUGGGUAAUUUGGAAGAUAUAGCAGAUGAACCCAUAAAAGAAGUGAAAUUGAAAAUUGGCACAGCAAUUCGAAAAAGCAUACGAAAAUUCAUAACUCAUUCAAAUAAAAAAGUGGAAAAUGAAAACAAUAUCGAACUAAGAGAAAAUAACGAAGCAACUGAUUUAAACCAAAACCACAAUAUAUUUCGUUCAAUUCGACAAAGUUUGAGACGUAAACCAUCUAAGACUAACCAAUUGGAUCAAGAACCAAAAAUUAACCAAAACGAAAUUUCGAUUGUUGAUUGUACUGAAAGAACUAAAGUUUUUCGUUCACCAAAAUUUAAAAAUCAAACCAAAGAUAAUUUAAAAACAGAGAGGUUAAAAAAUAUUUUUACAAAAAAUAAAUAUAAUUUUUAAAAACCCUUAUUAAACCCAACUACAUCAUAUUUUAAUAUUAAAUAUAUUUAUAAUAUGCGUACUGAUUAAAUAUUUAUUGAUCUUCGAUAGUUUGGGAAUAUCAAAUCUCAACCAAUCUUUCACGACAUUGAUUUAAGACUUAAAAUAGCACAAAGUAAAAAUUUAGUUUACUUUACACAGAUUCUAUAAAUUUUAAUUUUUAUAAUA
Messenger RNA from Condylostylus longicornis, 1930 nucleotides. RefSeq lists its product as uncharacterized. The coding region runs from base 125 to 1723 and encodes 532 amino acids. The record is from RefSeq and is a predicted model, not a curated record. The transcript has a single exon. NCBI's taxonomy places the organism in Eukaryota, Metazoa, Arthropoda, Insecta, Diptera, Dolichopodidae.